This is a messenger RNA of Schistocerca americana (American grasshopper), 660 nucleotides long. RefSeq lists its product as uncharacterized. The record is from RefSeq and is a predicted model, not a curated record. Gene Ontology annotation, cellular component: transcription regulator complex; nucleus. NCBI's taxonomy places the organism in Eukaryota, Metazoa, Arthropoda, Insecta, Orthoptera, Acrididae. The transcript is spliced from 3 exons. Gene Ontology annotation, molecular function: DNA binding. Gene Ontology annotation, biological process: regulation of transcription by RNA polymerase II. The coding region runs from base 1 to 660 and encodes 219 amino acids.
AUGGACAUCGAAAGACUAAUUAACAGUGUGCGUGAACGCCCCGUGUUGUGGGACCAGAAAAAUAAAUAUUACCACAACAGGGAUUUUGUUCGUCAAGAAUGGAAUGAAAUAGCUGAAGAUUGUGGAACAGACAGCAAGGUACUGAAGAAUAAAUGGAAGAACCUACGUGACACUUUCCGCUCUGAACUCAAAAAAACUCGUGCUGAACGUUCAGGAGACGGAGGUGGCAUGCCGCCUUUCCAAUCCAAUUGGCCUUGGUACGAGCUAAUGACCUUCCUGAUUGACAUAAUGACGCCACGGAAGACGAAGACUAAUGUUCAUCACAAGAAGCAAAAGUUGAAGCUAAUUCAGCAACAAAUGUCGAAAUCAGAAACGCAAGAUGACAGCUAUCAUUUUGUAGUGAGUUUGCUGUCAGCAAUGCGAAAACUAUCACCAGCAGCUCAGUUGAGAGCCAGGAUAAAAAUUCAGCAGGUUCUUUUGGAAGAAUUGGAACAAUCAACCACUUCCACUGCACAUUCGUUGAUGUCACCCUAUGCACCUGAAAAUCCAGUUGAAAUCGUAAUUGCUGGAAAUCCGCAGAAUGAAAUAGUCAUUUCUGAAAUUCAACCUGAUGACAUUGUUAUUUCAAGCCACCAAGAUUCUGAAAACUUUGAUACUUAA